UUUUUUUUUUUUUUUUUUUUUUUGUGCUUGUCCAAUUGUGCAACUGAAAAGAUUGAUAUGCAAGAAAUUGACCAAAGAGAAGAGUGUGAGAAAUUAUAAAGGAGGAAGAAAGAUUCAACUCAAGUUCUCAACAUAUGAAGCCAAUACGGAAUAGGGGCAUAUACUGAGAGAGCUUCCAUUUGAUACCACCAUGAAAGAAUAUCCAUUGCCAAAGUCCUUCAAGGUCUUCUAGAUUCCUUUGCACAUAAUUCAUCCCAUCUUCCACAUGCACCCACCUGUUUAAUGAUAUUCCUUAAUCCCAUGGAAUAUAUCCCUCAAGUUUUCUAACAAAAGCCCCUUCAAGUUAUACCUCCAUACAAUUUAUAUUACAAUUUACACUACACUCAAUCAUCAUGGUGACCUGUGCUUUUCUCUCUAUAAAUCCCUCUCUCUCUCCUCCCUCUUUUUCCACAGCUACCCAAUCAUCUUUUUCCUCUGCCUUUUGUCAUUCUCCAUCCCCUGCUUUCCUCAGAUUCCCAAGCUACCAUUCGUCAAGAACAAAACCCAGUAGCCUUUACGGUCAAGGUGUUUGCUUUUGUUACUCUGAGAGGUCAAGGGGUUUGAGGGAAAGUAGAAAACUUGAGCUUAAAGCGAGCAAUAUGACUAUUACAGAGGUCGAACAAGAAGAAGAUGAAGAGGGUCCUCCUCCUUAUGUUGAUUCAGAGAUAAACUCAAGACCUCGCCGCAUUGCUCUCUUUGUGGAGCCUUCUCCCUUUGCAUAUGUGUCAGGUUAUAAAAAUCGGUUCCAGAAUUUCAUUAGGUACUUGCGUGAAAUGGGGGAUGAGGUGAUGGUUGUGACAACACACGAGGGAGUGCCUGACGAAUUUUAUGGAGCAAAAUUGAUUGGAUCCCGAAGCUUCCCUUGCCCCUGGUAUCAGAAGGUUCCCCUUUCCCUUGCACUUAGUCCUAGAAUUAUUUCAGAGGUUGCUCAGUUCAAGCCUGACAUUAUACAUGCAUCCUCACCUGGAAUUAUGGUUUUCGGUGCUCUCAUUAUCGCUAAGUUAUUAUCUGUCCCUAUAGUGAUGUCUUAUCACACUCAUGUGCCAGUCUAUAUCCCACGAUACACCUUCAGUUGGCUGGUGAAACCUAUGUGGUUGGUUAUAAAAUUUCUGCACAGAGCUGCUGAUCUCACGCUAGUUCCAUCAGCUGCAAUCAGUAAGGAUCUCCUAGAAGCUGGGGUGGCAGCAGCUAAUACAAUCCGUCUUUGGAAUAAGGGUGUUGAUUCUGAAAGCUUCCAUCCUCGCUUCCGUUCUCAUGAAAUGCGAUUAAGACUGAGCAAUGGUGAACCUGAGAAACCUUUAAUUGUUCAUGUUGGAAGACUUGGAGUGGAGAAGAGUUUGGAUUUUCUGAAAAGUGUCAUGGAUAGGCUUCCAGAAGCACGCAUUGCUUUUGUUGGAGAUGGACCGUACAGGGAGGACCUAGAAAAACUGUUCUCUGGCAUGCCCGCAGUAUUUACAGGUAUGUUAGGAGGUGAAGAGCUCUCUCAGGCAUAUGCCAGUGGGGACGUAUUCGUGAUGCCUUCAGAAUCAGAGACACUUGGGCUUGUUGUUUUGGAGGCUAUGUCUUCAGGUAUCCCCGUGGUAGGAGCUCGAGCUGGUGGAAUCCCAGAUAUAAUUCCAGCAGACCAGGAGGGGAAAACUGGCUUUCUCUAUGAUUAUGGGGAUGUUGAUGACUGCUUAAGAAAAUUGCAGCCCCUGUUGGAGAACAAGGAACUAAGGGAAACAAUCGGCAAAGCAGCACGUGAAGAAAUGGAAAAGUACGAUUGGAAGGCAGCCACGCGAGUAAUACGAAAUGAACAAUACAAUGCUGCCAUUUGGUUUUGGAGGAAGAAGCGAGCACAGUUUCUCAGACCUUUGCAAUGGUUCAUGAAGCGCAUUUUUCCACCAUCCCCACCAGAAAUUAAGUGCAGGUGAUGAUUCAGAUCCUACAGCGUUUAGCACAGAACUGGUUGUUGUAGACUUUGCAUUGGGCUUCGAAAGAAGUUUGUUGGAUUGCACUUGUGAUCAAUUGUAACUCAUUCGUUGUAUAUAUUGGACGAUCAAGUAAAGUAAAUUGAUUUGCUCAA
Messenger RNA from Prunus dulcis (almond), 2104 nucleotides. RefSeq names its product sulfoquinovosyl transferase SQD2. Gene Ontology annotation, molecular function: UDP-sulfoquinovose:DAG sulfoquinovosyltransferase activity. Gene Ontology annotation, biological process: sulfolipid biosynthetic process; glycolipid biosynthetic process. Gene Ontology annotation, cellular component: chloroplast envelope. The transcript has 11 exons. Bases 393 to 1952 code for a protein of 519 amino acids. The record is from RefSeq and is a predicted model, not a curated record. Lineage: Eukaryota; Viridiplantae; Streptophyta; Magnoliopsida; Rosales; Rosaceae.